GUACAGCUGCAGCCGAUAACAACAACAGUCUGGACGGUGUGCCCUAUCAUUCCAAGAUGGCGGACCUCCUAGGCUCAAUCUUAAACUCAAUGGAAAAACCUCCAACAGUCGGCGACCAGGAAAGCCGACGAAAGGCUCGAGAGCAAGCAGCACGACUCAAGAAGAUGGAGGAAGACGAGAAAAGAAAGAAAGCAGAGUUCAGGAAAAAGAUGGAGAAACAAGUGUCGGAUUUCAUUCAAGACAGUUCACAACAGAAACAAAAGUACAAUCCUAUGGGGAAGAUUGAAAGGAGUAUAUUGCAUGAUGUUGCAGAAGUGGCAGGUCUGACUUCUUUUUCUUUUGGAGAGGAUGAGGAGAGUCGUUAUGUCAUGCUUUUCAAGAAGGAGUUUGCUCCGUCGGACGAGGAGCUGGAAGCCUAUCGCAAAGGAGAGGAGUGGGAUCCCAAGCUGGCAGAGCAGCGGCGCAGAUUAAAAGAACAGGCUGCAUUGGAAGAAACAGCAUCCAGUCAGACAAAGAAGACAGAAACAUGUCCCAACUCCAACUACAGAGACAAGUACAGUCACCUGAUUGGCACCUCAGCUGCGAAAGAUGCAGCGCACACACUAGAGGCCAACCGGGCUUAUGGCUGUGUGCCGGUGGCCAACAAGAGGGACACUCGCUCCAUAGAAGAAGCCAUGAACGAAAUCAGAGCGAAGAAGCGGCAGAAGCAAGAGGACGACUCGGGCGCACACAGCAGCACUUCCUGAGUGUCCACCAUCUCUUUGUCUACAGUUGUGUGGGUGUGUGUGCGCGCGUGUGUGUGUGGGCACAUUAGUGUGUCUGUGUGCUCGGUCUAAUUCAUCCUAUAAUGCAAUAUCUUGUACUUCAGACAUUUAAAAGUAUAACUUAUAAUGACAGGUGUUGAAUCAAGUAUGUUUGUCGUUCUGUGAAUUUUGGAGUCGUGAAACCUUGUUUAGUGGAGGAUCCUCAGGUGAGUCUGAUCCAGGAGCUGGAUUAAUAUACAUGUUUUGACAUUUGCUUGUGACAUUCUGUCAAUUAUCAAGCUUCUCACACGUGAUUGGACCCUAUGCGUUAUGAGAAACCUGUUUCGAUUACCAAACAAUGUGUUUGGGUGUGAAGCUACUUAAAAACACACGAUAUCUUCAGACAUAAUUUUUAAAAGUCAGUUUGUCAGUGAUUGACAUUUUUAAUGCACAUGUGCAGUUACAGUCCUACGUGACAUUUUUAUCAUUAAAGUAUUGACAGUUUUGAGCCGUGGCCAGGCCAGAUAAAAAGUGUGGCUGAAAAAUCCCACCGACAGUUUUUCCAAAUCUCCAGUGCAGCUUUUAAAAGGGAAACAGGAAUGCCGUCUAACGACCAGCUUUUGGUUUCAUUUCUUGGGUUGUUGUUUUUUUUCUUAGUCUCAACCUGUUUCAGAUCUUUGUAAAGUUGGAAGCAUGCCAUUUCCUCCAUUUCAAGAGGAAACUCAUUUUAGAAAACCCCAUUUUGUGGAUUUUAGGAAUCUGUAAUUAAGUCAGAGAUUUUCUUUGUUUCUAUACAUCUGCACCGACUGUGAAUUCAACUGUUACUCCAGACUAAAUGUUUUAUCCUUAAGCCACACGAUGGCUGGCAAUAGGCAUCACAGCAGGGAGCAGAGGUAGCAGACUCAUUGUAGGAACAUUGGUCACAACUCAUUUGUUUGUUUGUAAGUCUCUCGGCAUCUUGACAUCUGUUCUAACAAGGUUGCACUGUUUUAUCCCCCCAUGUGUGUUAAUAAAUGGAGAACAGUAUAAGA
Molecule: messenger RNA, 1774 nt
Organism: Epinephelus lanceolatus (giant grouper)
Lineage: Eukaryota; Metazoa; Chordata; Actinopteri; Perciformes; Serranidae
Gene: spag7
Product: sperm associated antigen 7
Molecular function (GO): nucleic acid binding
Source: RefSeq, a predicted model, not a curated record